UUCAAUUCCCAAAUUUAGAACUUCCGAAACAAAAUUACCAUGUUAUCCUUCUCCGAUCGGAGGCAAAAACGAAGACCCCUCCUCCCUCGGAAGGAUCACGGCGAUGGAACCCUCGUCGGCGCUUCGUUUUCCAGUGCCGUGUUUAACCUCUCCACCACCGUCGUCGGCGCCGGAGUUAUGGCACUUCCGGCCACCCUUAAACAACUAGGUAUGAUCCCUGGAUUGAUCGUAAUUAUCGGUGGCGCUAUGAUAACAGAGGCGUCGAUUGAUAUGAUUCUCCGUUUUAGCUAUCCGUCCAAAUCAAGAUCUUACUCCGGCCUCGUCGCCGAUGCCUUCGGAAGCGCCGGCCGUUCACUUCUUCAAGCAUGUAUAGUCAUUAAUAAUAUGGGUUUGCUGGUUGUUUACUUGAUUAUCAUAGGGGAUGUAAUGUCGGGUACUAGGAAUAUGAAUGGUGUUCAUCAUUCAGGUGUGAUUGAAGGAUGGGUUGGUCGUGAAACCUGGUUAGCUGAUCGGUUCAUUUUGCUACUUCUAACGACACUGUUUGUUUUUGCUCCUCUUAUAUCCUUAAAGCGUGUCGAUUCACUUCGAUACACAUCGGCUUUGUCGGUCGGGUUAGCAUUUGUAUUUGUGAUGAUCAUAGCUGGUGUGGCUAUCAUUAAACUUAUAGAAGGAACCAUUCAAAUGCCACGGUUAUUUCCAACAUUAGUUGAUCAGUCAUCCUUCUGGAAUCUUUUCACUUGUGUUCCUGUAUUAGUCACUGCCUAUAUUUGUCACCAUAACGUUCAUCCGAUUGCGAAUGAAUUGAGAGAACCUACUCAAAUGAAGUCGAUAGUGCGAUCCUCUUUAGGUUUGUGUUUGUGUGUUUAUCUUUUGACUAGCUUCUUCGGGUUCCUGUUAUUCGGGGAUCAGACACAAGACGAUGUGCUGGCGAAUUUCGAUGCUAAUCUUGGUAUACCGUAUAGUUCUUUGUUAGAUGAUGUGGUGAGGGUGAGUUAUUGUGCUCACCUUAUGUUGGUUUUUCCUAUUGUGUUCUUCUCGCUUCGUCUCAACUUAGACGGGCUGUUGUUUCCAUAUGCUGCGAUUCCUAUAGCAAAGGAUAACAGAAGAUUCGCUGCGGUUACUCUAGCCUUGAUGUGUUUCAUAUUUCUUGGUGCUAAUUUGGUUCCUACAAUAUGGGAUGCCUUUCAAUUUACUGGUGCAACAACUGCUGUUGCUGUUGGAUUCAUUUUUCCUGCUGCAAUUGCUCUAAGGGACAUACAUGGGAUUGCUACAAAGAAAGACAGGAUGAUUUCAUGGGUGAUGAUUGUUUUGGCAAUUUCAUCAAGCACCAUUGCAAUAUUUAGUGAUGUUUAUAGUAUUUUUAGACAUAGCAAUGGAUCACUUGCAGAGGAAUUUAAGAUUGAUCUCAUUAGGGAUUUUAAUAUCUCGUAGACAUGUUUUCUUUGAUCCAAUGUAGAAGAAGAGAUUGGAAUAAAUGAAAUUAAAAUUCAAUUUUGU
Molecule: messenger RNA, 1497 nt
Organism: Impatiens glandulifera
Lineage: Eukaryota; Viridiplantae; Streptophyta; Magnoliopsida; Ericales; Balsaminaceae
Product: amino acid transporter AVT6B-like
Exons: 5
Coding region: 40-1431 (463 amino acids)
Biological process (GO): amino acid transmembrane transport
Molecular function (GO): amino acid transmembrane transporter activity
Source: RefSeq, a predicted model, not a curated record